Molecule: messenger RNA, 5437 nt
Organism: Pelobates fuscus (common spadefoot toad)
Lineage: Eukaryota; Metazoa; Chordata; Amphibia; Anura; Pelobatidae
Gene: SPECC1L
Product: sperm antigen with calponin homology and coiled-coil domains 1 like
Exons: 16
Coding region: 157-3546 (1129 amino acids)
Biological process (GO): actin cytoskeleton organization
Cellular component (GO): microtubule organizing center; filamentous actin
Molecular function (GO): protein binding
Source: RefSeq, a predicted model, not a curated record
GACGCGCAUGCGCAUUAUAAUUCUCCGCCGCUGUGCCCUGCUCUAGUCCGUGAUCUGCUAGACCGGAACCGGAAGCAGCCCACUGGGCUCAUCACCGACAGGAGCGGGGGAGAUUCACGAUUCAGCCGUAAAUGCAUCAUAAACAGGUAGCACAGGAUGAGGAAAGCAAACAGGAGUGCAGGCUCAGCUGCAAAGGUACCUGCUAAUAACAAAUCCUUGGGCACAGAGAAGGCGAAAUCAGAAAGCAUCAGCACGUGCACAGCAUCGAAGACCUCACGGCCAGGAUCAUCCUUGGCAAAGGCUAAAAGCAACGAUGACCUCUUAGCAGGGAUGGCUGGCGGACCACCCACAAGCAACGGUGUGAAGAUAAAGAAAAGCAGCACCACAUCUAACCCUAACUCCGGGGCAGUGAUGAGUGGCCAGGAAGGGAGAGCAAGAAGUAGUGCAGGGAACAGCACCAACACGAAAAGAAGUGGCUCAACGGGAGCUAAAGAGGCUGGAUCAUCACGGGAGAGGGCACGUGAACGUUCUCGUCUAAGUGCCAGUAAGAAGCCACAGGGUUUUGGUUUUGGCACAGGAGAUGUUUCAGCCCCAACCAAGAGAUCCCGAGGUAGAACAGAAUCAGACAUGCUCCGCAUGAGCAAGUCCAAAUCUGACAACCAAAUUAAUGAUCGUGCAGCUCUGGAGGCAAAAGUAAAGGACUUGCUGAGCCUUGCCAGUAGUAAAGAUGCAGAGAUCUUGGUACUCCGUACAGAGCUGAGGGACACCCGGCUACAGUUGGGUCAGGAUAUCCCUGACAAGAAUACAGAGCAGCCUCCUUUAAUGCAAUUGCAGGAGCAAAAUGCUGUUGUACGAGAAGAAUUGCAACAGUUGAAGAGCGAGAAUCGAAUGCUAAAGGAUCGCCUGAACGCAUUGGGCUUUUCACUGGGUCAGCAGCCAGAUGUCACAGAGAAGCUCUAUGGCUACCAGUCCAUGAGCAUUACUGCAGGGAGCCACAGUGAUUGUGGAGGAGGCACUCUGGCGUCCUCUGUGGAAGGUUCAGCACCUGGUUCAAUGGAGGAUCUUUUGAGCCAGGAUGAGAAUACGCUAACUGGAGAAAGGAGGAGCAGUUCUGCUGAUAACUUGGACAGUGAGUGCAGUGAAGUUUACCAGCCACUCACCUCUAGUGAUGAUGCCCUGGAUGCUCCCUCGUCAUCCUCAGAGUCAGAAGGCCUUCCAAGUAAUGAACGAUCCAGAAAGGGAAGCAGCGGUAAUGCUAGCGAGGUGUCCGUUGCUUGUCUGACUGAACGCAUCCAUCAGAUGGAAGAGAACCAACACAGCACAUCGGAGGAGCUUCAGGCCACACUCCAGGAGUUGGCCGACCUGCAACAGAUCACACAAGAGCUAAACAGUGAGAAUGAGCGGUUAGGUGAAGAAAAGGUCAUUCUGAUGGAUUCAUUGUGCCAGCAAAGUGACAAACUAGAGCUAUUCAGCCGCCAGCUAGAGUAUGCACGGGCACUUCUGGAUGAACAUCAUAUUUCCUAUUCCUUGGACGAAGACCUAAAGAGCAGCCGCUACCUGGAUCUCGAGCAGCGUUAUAUGGAAUUAGCAGACAGUGGUCGUUUUGAACGGGAGCAGCUUCUGGGAGUACAGCAGCACCUGAGCAACACUCUAAAAAUGGCAGAACAGGACAACAAGGAUGCCCAGGACGUUAUCCGCGCACUUAAAGAGCGGAACCACCACCUGGAACGCAUUGCUGAGGUUGAGCAACUUGGGAAGCAAACUCUGGCUGUCACACUUGAGGAAUACAAAGCCACACUCAGUGCGGAACAGGCUGAAUGUGGUCGAUUGAAAGCACAGCUAGAGCAGGAGAUACAAAGAGUAGCAGAGCUUUACUCCAUACACAGUUCUGGUGACUCUUCUCACAUUCAGAAUCUUCUGGAAAGUGUGCGAUCUGACAAAGAGAAAGCAGAAAGUCUAGCUGUGACCCUACAGGAGGAGCUGUCACAUGCUCAAAGUGAUGUCAGCCGCAUGCAGGAUGCCUUCGGAAAGAUGGAGGAUGAGUACAGAGCUUUCCGAGAUGAGGCCCAGAAGCAGGUGUCCGAUUUGACCAUGACAUUGGAAAAGGUGAGGUCUGAACUGGAGGAGAAAGAGACUGAACGCAGUGACAUGAAGGAAACCAUAUUUGAGCUGGAGGAUGAAGUUGAGCAACACAGAGCCGUUAAACUACAUGACAACCUCAUAAUAUCAGACCUUGAGAACACAGUUAAGAAACUGCAGGAUCAGAAACACGAUAUGGAACGGGAGAUCAAAAUUCUAAACCGAAAGUUGCGUGAGGAGUCUGCUGAGUGGCGCCAAUUUCAGGCUGAUUUGCAGACUGCUGUGGUGAUCGCUAAUGACAUUAAAUCAGAAGCGCAGGAGGAAAUUGGGGAACUCAAACGGCGGCUACAGGAAGCUCUGGAGAAAAAUGAAAAGCUUACAAAGGAGCUGGAAAAUGCUGCCUCUCGCAAGCAGGAGGAGGAACGUGGCCGGGUCUACAAUUAUAUGAAUGCAGUGGAAAGGGAUUUGGCAGCUCUACGGCAAGGGAUGGGUCUUAGCCGCAGAUCAUCUACCUCAUCUGAGCCCACACCUACUGUCAAGACCCUUAUUAAAUCCUUUGACAAUGCAUCCUCAACCGCCCCAAGUCCAUCUCCAACAGCACCCACAACAGCAGCAACAUCCAUUCCCCGAACCCCUCUAAGCCCUAGCCCAAUGAAGACCCCUCCUGCUGCCGCAGUUUCCCCAAUGCAGAGACAUUCCAUCAGUGGACCAAUAUCAUCUGCCAAAUCCAUACCAGGACUGUCAGAAAAGAGACCAAGCUAUGCUGAGAUCCCAGUGCAGGAGCAUCUCCUGAGGACAUCAUCCAGUGGUAGAGGUGCUGGAUCUUUACCCAGGGUACCAUCUAUGGACAGUUCCAAAUCAAUUUCUGUGUCACGUCGCAGCAGUGAGGAGCUGAAACGGGAUAUCACAGUGCCUGAUGGAGGCUCUGCUUCUCCUCUGAUGGCCAUGACCUCACCUUCACCACAGUUGUCUCUCUCGUCAUCCUCCCCCACUGCUUCUGUUACUCCUACUGCUCGAAGUCGUAUCAGCACGCCACCCAACUCCUUCCUUCAGGGUGACCGACAAAUGUGUGACUUGUUGCACAUUGUACCCUGUAGAGAGGAGAGGAAGGACCCUUUGUCAGCCCUUGCUCGGGAGUAUGGAGGCUCUAAGAGGAAUGCCCUACUGAAGUGGUGUCAAAAGAAGACCGAAGGAUACCCGAACAUUGAUAUCACAAAUUUCAGCAGCAGUUGGAAUGAUGGGUUGGCAUUUUGCGCAUUACUCCACACCUACCUACCAGCGCACAUCCCCUACCAAGAGCUCGGCAACCAGGACAAGAGGAGAAACUUUACAUUGGCUUUUCAAGCAGCUGAAAGUGUGGGGAUAAAAUCUACCUUGGACAUUAAUGAGAUGGUGCGCACAGAGCGUCCAGACUGGCAGUGUCUCAUGACAUAUGUUACCUCCAUCUACAAAUAUUUUGAAACCUGAACUGCAGUUGAUCUAAAACCUACCAUACCAUCUGCUGCAUGGCACACCUUGUGCUUUUAUUUGGACUUGUGGAUAUGCUCAUCAUCAACUGUCAAGAUUCACACAUGUUCCUGAUGAUGUGUUACAGGCAUUUACAAAUUUAAAGUUCUGUUUGUAACUUACAUUAUGCGAUAUGUGUCCGUGCCUCAUUCACAGCACAUGAAACGUGAAGCACAGACCAUUUCAUUUUCUUAUCUAAUGCAGUUCCCUACUGGUGCAAGAACAGUGUAAAACGGUUGGACCGAAGCUGGCUUUGAGUCAUGCUUUCAUUACCCUGACGCUAGUGCCUUAGCAAGGUGUGCGCCUUACAGCUGCUGCUUAUACACCGCUCUCAAACUCCACUAGGAAUGAUUAACUGUUCCCAAGAAGUACAAUGAAUAGAAGUGAUGGCCAUGUAAUAACGUACAUCUUGUGACAAGCUCUUAGCUGCUGCCUUCUGACUCCUGAUUGUCUCUUGCUCUUUGUGCCUAGAACACUAUCUGAAGAUCCAUUUGAAUGUUAAGCUUCACCUGGCUGCUGGCCUGUUAGAAGUGUGAACAGAUCUCUCAAACACCAAGGAAUACACAGAAUACAUUGCACAGUGUCAAAGGCUUCAACUGUGCUACCAUCUAUAAAUGUCCUCAGGUCACUUUCUGUACAAGUAUUGGCCUCUUUCAAUGGUGUAAUUCACACACGUUCACAUAUUGUGUGCUAGCUCUGAAGAGACACUUUCUGGAUGGGUGCUGCUAGAGGAGGGACCAAAUGUUGUGAAGAUUUAUAUUUAUCUCUGCCAUGCUGUGGUGGUAUGAUAGCUUAUUAAAGACAAUGUGUGUUUCAUUCCAAGACAUUCUAAAACCCUACCUGAAUAAUCUCAUUGAGAAUUACAUGCUGAGGCUGUCCACUAUGGGAUUGUCAGCACAAGCCCUUUCUUGCCUGCCUUAUGGUUGAAAGUUAUUGGAAAGCUGAGAAAAAGGGCUCAUCAGACAUUCCUAUCCCAUAUAUGACAAUUGCAAUACAGGGCUGCCAGCCCAAUAUGACUGUACAUCUCUUGUCCAUUGCUCUGCUAAAUGCCAGCACACACUGCUUUAAAAGACUUUCUCGCAAAGUAUGUCUUUCUAAUAGAACAGCACAAAUAUGGUUUUAAUUAGCACCACAGCAAGCAAAGAAUUUAGGGAUUCUGAAAUCUCACAAUGCUUUAAGCUCUUGCACAGGAUCCCCAUAGACAUACAGAAUAUGUACAGCAGGGCUCCUGUUGGUUGCUUGUGAGCCAUAUUGCACUGGGCAAAAAGAGCUGACUUUGUGGGUGCAUUUUCCAUAACCCCAUUGAAUAGAUUCUGCUGCUUAUCAAGCACUCCUUAAGCAAAAGAGCCUCACCUUUCUGCCAAGAAGACUCCUACCUGCUGCUUUACUGUAAUAAAGUGUGACCAUUAUCUGCUUUUCUUCACUGCUGUUACAUAUGAACAAUUAAGACUCAAUUCACCCCUUGUCUCAGAGUGGUUAAAUCUGGGGAAUGAUCAAUUUAGUUUUUUUUGUGCCAGGUUCUGGGGUGUAAGAGAAGGUCAUUUAUAUAUUGGGCAUUCAUUGAUAAGUAACAUUUUCAAUCACUAACAACUUCAAACAAUUCUAUUUUGUAGAAUGUUCUGCUCUAUUUAUUUUGUUCCUAUAUAAUGUUUAUUUUUUAAAUGCAGUUGUGAAACAUGUAAAGUUUGCCAAACUUUUUUUUAUUGAAUCGCUUUAUUCUCUGCAAUAUAAUCUACAUAAUAUAUGUGUGUUACAUUUAAAAGCAGAAAACACUAAUGUCUUCACUUGAAGCAACAUAAUUCAGACUAGUAAAUGUGUUCUAAAAUACUGAUAAAUUGUUUUGAAAGUUGAA